CUUGUACGACCAUCACCAUUUUAACUACCAGCUCAUGGCAUUACCCACCACCUUUCCCUCCAACUGGAAUCCUUAUAAAAGCUGCCCCUGUGUAAACCGCGCCAUCCCAUCCUACAAAAUUUCUGUCACAGACGCAGAUGGUCCUAUCGCUGAUCAUCCCGAUCUCGGGAAACUUGCACGCUCCAAUGAUACACCCAAUCUGUCUGAAGAGAAGACCCUUUGGAGGAUGGUAUCAGAUUCUGGAAAACGUAUUGACGCCCUCGAUGCUCAGGUGCUGAAGUUGAAGGUGCUGAAACAGGCUUUUGUCGCACGCAUCGACGAAGAGCUGGCUGCGUUCGAUAAAGAACGACAACGCCUCUCUGAUAGCAUACGAGAACGGCAGCCUCUUCUCGGUGCAUUGCGUCGCAUGCCAAAAGAAAUCCUGGCUCACAUUUUCUUUUACACCCUCGUCUUUCCUUCUCCACGGGUAACGCCCUCGGCGGAUCUGUCAGUAUACGGCUAUUGGUCCGCGUUUUCUGCCAGUAAACACCCCCUUCUAUCAUUUGAACUGGUGUGUCGUAACUGGAAAGACGUUCUUGACAUAUUCCCUAACCUGUGGUCUUAUGUUAAUAUCCUCAUCGACCGAAUGCAUUCCAGUGCGUACAUCCGCUACAUUGAAAACCAGUUGGCUCGCUCUCGACAGUGCCCAUUAUCAAUCUCGAUACGCCACAGUGCGAGCAAUCAGCCAUAGGGUAAAAACCCUCCAUAUUGGCCUCCCUGGCAGAUAUUUCGCCGAUAUGAGGCAACUUCAUUUAUCCUUCCCCGAAUCUACAAGAACUUGUUCUCAGUUCGUCAUCCGAUACUUCGGAGGCUGCUCAGCACCUCGAUUUCGGUCCAUUGCCGCAUUUGCGGGUCUUCAAUGCUACGGAUAUCAGUGAUGUCUACAAACUAUCCCUCCCUUGGCACCAGAUCACUCAUUUCACAAACGUGCACUUGCGAGUAGGACGCGGAUCACCCGCUCAUCGUGCUCUGGAGAUCUUAAAAAUGAUGUCCCGUCUAUCUGUUUGUCGUUUCUCCCUUGACCUGCAA
Molecule: messenger RNA, 1068 nt
Organism: Desarmillaria tabescens
Lineage: Eukaryota; Fungi; Basidiomycota; Agaricomycetes; Agaricales; Physalacriaceae
Exons: 2
Coding region: 35-730 (231 amino acids)
Source: RefSeq, a predicted model, not a curated record